UUGCCUCUAAAUUUUUAUUUUCAGAAUAACAGCUAUGUCUGGGGACUUUUACAUUGGUGGUCGUCAGUUUGACACGCUGUCUGACUUGAUAGGUUACUACACUAAAAUAUCAUACCUACUUAAAGGUGAACAGUUAGUUACCCCAGUACCACCCCCAGAGCCUGUGGAUGACAGACGCAAGGUGAUAGCAAUCUUUCCCUAUUGUAAAAUGCAGGAAAGGGAUGAACUCAGUUUUGAGAAAGGUGAUAUAUUUGUGGUGAAUAAUGAGAUGGGAGAUGGCUGGCUUUGGGUUUGGUCACAAAGGACAGGGGAAGAAGGCCAGGUGUAUGAAGAGUUGGUGGAAGAUCUUAAUGGGAAUCUGGAUCCAGUGGCAAGUUUGCCUUAUUUUCACCCAAAGAUUACCAAAGAUGAAGCAGUGUCAAAACUUAGACAAGCUGGAGCAAACAGCUUCCUAGUACGAUCUAGUGACAAUUCACCCGGCAACUACACUUUUUUUUUCCAUGUAAUCAUUAAUCAUGAUUUUGUUUGUAGUAUGGGUAGUAUAAUAAGCCGUUACAGGAAGGAGGAAAUUGUUGAAGGUCAUACGUUAAAUACACCUGUUUGUAGGCCAAAAAUUGAUCUACCAGAAAAGUUUCCUCUGUUGUCCAAGUUGGAACAUCAGAGUUCUGCUGAAGACAUUUAUGCAUCUAUACGUCUCAGUACAGGUCCUACAAGGCUCAUGGGCAGGAAAGAUAGAAUUGAACGCUCAGGAUAUCUGCAGAAGAGAAGCAAUAAGAGUAAAAAAUGGAAAACUUUUUUCUUUAUAUUGAAUGGCAGUAACCGGGAACUUUGUUUAUUUGAAAAUGAAAAACGCUCAAAAUCAAAAGGUUUGAUAGAUUUAAACUAUAGUGAACUUUACCCAGUUGAUGACAGCUUCUUUGGCAGGCCCAACUGUUUUCAGCUGGUCACAAAUGCUUUACAAGAUUAUCAAAUCUAUUACCUAUGUGCUGAUAGUGCAGACCAAGCUUCGGUAAGUGUAACAACAAAAUAUAUUGACAGGAAUUUCACACUUGAUGAUAUUCCUGGAGAUGUGAAUUUUAUUACUGUGAAGAUUUUCAACCACAGUAAAAGAUCUAAAGAUACAGAGGUGGCUCAUGUAACUAUACCCCUUGUAGAGUUUGAUAAUGGUGAGCUAGUUGAUAAGUGGUACACUCUACAGCCUCACGCUGCUGUCAGAUGUGAUAUGGGCUCGAUACGACUUCGUACACGAUAUAUUCACCAGGUGAUAAUGCCGGAGGAACAGUACACUAGUCUCAAAGAUCUUAUACUUAAUGAUUUUGGAAAUAUUCUCACACUGGCGGAAGUUUGUGGCAAUCACAGAGUAUCUCUUGCUAAAGCUUUGUUGAAUUUAUUCCGUCAUGAGGAACAAGUAAAAGUCUUACUGAAAAACAUCAAUGAUUACUAUAUUGGAAAAGAAGAUGAAGUCUCCACUCUGUUCCGCGGUUCUACACUAGCUACUACAUUAAUGGACCAAUACAUGAAAAUGAUAGGUACAGAGUUUGUACAUGCUGCUAUUAAAGGACCUGUGUGUAAAAUAUGUGAGAGUAAACAAAGCUGUGAGUUAAACUCACAGUUUCUGGAUAAUCCCUCUGAAUUACCUAGCAAUACAGAUCAUUUUGUAGAAUUUCUCACUGAAAUGGUGGAAUCUAUUUUCAAAUCAACAGAAAGUUGUCCCAAAGUUUUACGUUACAUAUGUGGUAGAUUACAACGCACAGUGUCAGCAAAGUGGCCUGAAGAUGAGAGUGUUAAAACCAGAGUAGUUAGUGGAUUUGUAUUCCUUCGUCUUCUGUGUCCUGCCAUUUUACACCCAAAAUCUUUUAAUCUUAUCACUGAAACUCCCUCCGAGACAGCCGUAAGAACAUUAAAGUUGAUCGCAAAAGCUUUACAGAAUCUGGCAAAUCUGGUGGAGUUUGGUGUUAAAGAACAGUUUAUGACCUGUGUUAAUCCAUUCAUUAAAAAUAACAAAGCUAGAAUGGUCGAGUUUCUGGAUAAAUUGUCCAAUGUGCAGGAUUGUGAAGAAGUCCGUGAUAAUGCUAUAGGUGAUUUGUCUCGUGAUUUAGCCACAAUACAUCAGAUCUGUGCCACACAUCGUGAAGAUCUCAGGAAACUCUCAGAAUCACAGCAAUCAACUUCUUUGAAGAGACUCAUAGCUGUGACUGAUAUUGCCACCAAUCAUAAAAAGCAAUACAUGGGUGACACUUGACGACUUGUAUGUCCAUCUGUGUGUGUGUGUAAACUUUGACCUCACUGUGCCAGUCUGUGUUGAAGCUGUUUGGGUAGCUAGUCCCACACUUUUCUCACACAGUAAUUCAUAUACACUACCUCAAUAUUGAUGUCUCAGAAGAUAGAAGGUGGAUUUCUCUCCAGUGUAAACAUAUAUAGCUUUACUGCUUCCCCUCCCUCUCAAUGUGUGUGUCACACCAGUGGAAGAGUUGUCAGUGUAUUACAGAAGAUGUUAAUGAUGGUGAAGUACCAGUGCAUUUAAUAACAGAAUAGUAGAGUUUCUUAAUUUGAGGAGAGACAAGUGCAUAAUACUGAUACAGUUAAACACUAUUGCUGAUACAUAUAGCUAACAAAGAUACCAGAAUGUGCCGUGCCUGUUGGAAUCAGAAAGUGCUUUCAUUCUAUAAGAUAUAGGUAGUUUAUGCGUAUAUGGUACAUAUUUACACCAUAUAUAAAGAUAGGUGAGAGCUAAUGAGACCAAAUGUGCUUCAACAACAUAUUUCUACAAAUCUACAUCUAUACAUACAUGUAGAUAUAGCAAAGAUUGACAGUUUCUAAAACAAGAAGUAUAAAUGUGCUAUUUAAGGGACAUAGUCUACAAGAAGAUGGAUAUAUUUUGUCUACAAAAUGAUUGUUUUAAUUGUAAGCGGUCUAUAUUAUAAUAUGAGUAUAUUAAAAUAGUUUUAAGCUAUUUUCCUAGUCGUCAGCAUAAUAACUGAUGACUUAAAGCCUUUCUAAGAAAUAAAGUUAAAAAUGU
Molecule: messenger RNA, 3019 nt
Organism: Ruditapes philippinarum (Manila clam)
Lineage: Eukaryota; Metazoa; Mollusca; Bivalvia; Venerida; Veneridae
Product: ras GTPase-activating protein 1-like
Exons: 20
Coding region: 35-2242 (735 amino acids)
Biological process (GO): regulation of GTPase activity
Molecular function (GO): protein binding
Source: RefSeq, a predicted model, not a curated record